Molecule: messenger RNA, 954 nt
Organism: Schistocerca gregaria
Lineage: Eukaryota; Metazoa; Arthropoda; Insecta; Orthoptera; Acrididae
Product: zinc finger protein 239-like
Exons: 6
Coding region: 1-954 (317 amino acids)
Biological process (GO): regulation of transcription by RNA polymerase II
Cellular component (GO): chromosome
Molecular function (GO): chromatin insulator sequence binding
Source: RefSeq, a predicted model, not a curated record
AUGCAGACAGACGGUCCGCUGGACCUGAGCAGCAACGCCUCGCCGCCGGGCAGACGUCCGCAGUGCCAGCCAAUGGGAUCCAACACCGGCGUCGGUGCUGGUUCUGCUUCUGGUGGUCGGUCGCUGCUGCCUUGCCCCGUGUGCGCCAAGCGGUUCGACAGACCCUCCUUGCUCAAGAGGCACAUGCGCACACACACAGGUGAGAAACCACACGUGUGCGAGGUGUGUGGCAAGGGGUUCUCGACGUCCAGUUCCCUCAACACGCACAGGCGCAUACAUAGUGGCGAGAAGCCGCACCAGUGCCAGGUCUGUGGCAAGAGGUUCACCGCCAGCUCCAACCUCUACUACCACCGCAUGACGCAUUCCAAGGAGAAGCCGCAUAAGUGCAGCGAGUGCUCAAAGUCGUUCCCGACUCCUGGCGACCUCAAAGCGCACGCCUACACGCACAGCGGGUCGUGGCCCUUCCGCUGCGGAGUCUGCGGCCGCGGCUUCAGCAAGCAGACCAACCUCCGGAACCACCUCUUCCUGCACACAGGAGACCGGCCGCACCCCUGCACGCUGUGCGGUAAGAAGUUUGCGCUGGCGUGCAACCUUCGGGCGCACGCACGCACGCACCACCAGAUCGCCGGCGUCAGCGACGCUACGCCUCCGCCUUCAGCCUCGCAACCCGCACAGCCGGGACAGUGCCUGUCGUCGCCGCUUCGCUUCUGGCCGCCGCAUCUGGCGCCGUCUGCACCGCCGCUUCUUUCCUUGUCACUGGCAGAACUGCGAGCACUGCUGCUGGCACAGGCGGCCAAUCUGGCUGCACUACAGAGAGCUGCUGCUGCAUCCUGCCUACAGCACUCGCCUCAAACUCUGCAGACGCUGCCACUACAGCCCACACUGUCACAGCCCAUCCUCACUGCUGCAGUCACUGACAGUGAGACUGAGCGUGUCCACCCACUCACUGCCUGA